Dromaius novaehollandiae (emu) is the source of this 4617-nucleotide messenger RNA. RefSeq names its product adhesion G protein-coupled receptor A3 (gene ADGRA3). NCBI's taxonomy places the organism in Eukaryota, Metazoa, Chordata, Aves, Casuariiformes, Dromaiidae. The coding region runs from base 327 to 4283 and encodes 1318 amino acids. The transcript is spliced from 19 exons. Gene Ontology annotation, molecular function: G protein-coupled receptor activity; protein binding. Gene Ontology annotation, cellular component: external side of plasma membrane; plasma membrane. Gene Ontology annotation, biological process: cell surface receptor signaling pathway; G protein-coupled receptor signaling pathway. The record is from RefSeq and is a predicted model, not a curated record.
CGCUCGGGCGCUUGCGCAGUGGCGAGGGGCGCGCGCUGCCGUGGCGCCGGCCGCGGCGGAAGGCGGCGCUGGUGCCGCCGCGCGCAGCCCGCCCGCCCGGCGCGGCGCAGCCCGACACAAAGAGGAGGGCGGAUGCGGCGGCCGCGGCUCCCGCCCGCCCGCGGCCCGCCGCCCCCCGGCACCACAUGGCGGCGACGCUGCGGCCGCGCCUAGCGCCGCCCCCGGGGAGCUCGGCGCCGCGCUAGGCCGCGGCGAAGCGCGUCCCCCUUCUCGCGGCUCUCCCGCCCGGCGGCCGCGGCGCCCCGAGCGCCUCGCCGGCUCCCGCCAUGCCGCCCGCGGGCCGCCGCUCCUCCUGCCGCCCGCCGCGGCCCCGCCGUCCGCCGCGGCUUCUGCCGGCGCUCCUGCUCCUGGCCGCGCUGGGCGGCGGCGCCGCGCUGCCGCCGGGCUGCAAGUACGACGGGCGGCCCAAGAGCGGCGGCAAGGCGGCGGCGGGCGCCGCGGAGAUGAAGGUGGUGUGCAGCAACCUGGAGCUGGCGCAGGUCCUGCCCGCCGACGCGCUGCCCAACCGCACGGUCACGCUGAUUCUGAGUAACAAUAAAAUAACAGAGUUGAAGAAUGGUUCCUUCUCUGGAUUAAGCCUUCUUGAAAGAUUGGACCUUAAGAACAACCUCAUUAGUACUAUAAAUCCAGGAGCUUUUAUGGGGCUUUCAUCUCUAAAAAGACUAGACUUAACUAAUAACAGAAUAGGCUGCCUGAAUGCAGAUGUAUUUAGAGGACUUGUAAAUCUUAUUAGGUUAAAUCUUUCUGGAAAUCUGUUUUCUACACUAACACAGGGAACAUUUGAUCAUCUUGGUUCACUAAAGUCUCUAGAAUUUCAGACUGAUUACCUUCUUUGUGAUUGUAACAUACUGUGGAUGCAUCAGUGGUUAAAAGAAAGAAAUAUAACUGUACGUGAAACUAAAUGUGCCUAUCCCAAGUCACUUCAGUCACAAGCAGUAACUGGUGUUAAGCAGGAGCUUCUGACCUGUGAACCUCCUCUUGAGUUACCAUCUUUCUAUAUGACACCAUCUCACCGUCAGGUUGUUUUUGAAGGAGAUAGUCUACCCUUCCAAUGUAUGGCUUCGUAUAUUGAUCAAGACAUGCAAGUGCUGUGGUAUCAGGAUGGAAAAAUAGUUGAAACUGAUGAAUCCCAGGGUAUUUUUGUUGAGAAAAAUAUGAUUCAUAACUGCUCGCUGAUUGCAAGUGCACUGACAAUCUCGAACAUUCAGGCUGGCUCCACAGGAAACUGGGGUUGCCAUGUACAAACCAGACGUGGAAAUAAUACAAGGACAGUAGACAUUGUGGUUUUAGAAAGCUCUGCUCAGUACUGCCCUCCAGAGAGGGUUGUGAACAAUAAAGGAGAUUUCAGGUGGCCUAGAACGCUGGCAGGCAUCACUGCAUACCUGCUGUGUACACGUUACUCUGCUGGCAGUGGAAUAUAUCCUGGCAACUCGCAAGAUGAAAGAAGAGCUUGGCGCAGAUGUGACAGGGGAGGAUACUGGGCAGAAGAGGACUACUCUAAGUGCCAGUAUGCAAAUGAUGUGACUCGAGUUCUGUAUAUGUUUAAUCAGAUGCCGCUCAACCUUACUAAUGCAGUGGCAACAGCAAGACAGCUCUUGGCUUAUACUGUUGAAGCAGCAAAUUUUUCUGAUAAGAUGGAUGUUAUUUUUGUGGCUGAAAUGAUAGAGAAAUUUGGAAGAUUUGCUGAAAAGUAUAAAGAGCUUGGUGAUGUGAUGGUGGACAUAGCAAGUAACAUUAUGUUGGCUGAUGAACGUGUGCUGUGGAUGGCACAGAGGGAAGCCAAGGCUUGCACUAGAAUUGUACAGUGUUUGCAGAAAAUUGCUAUGUAUCGGCUUGCAAAUGGGGCUCAAGUUUACUCUACUUAUUCUCCAAAUAUUGCUCUUGAGGCUUAUGUAAUAAAGGCUGCUGGUUUCACUGGGAUGACAUGCACCGUAUUUCAGAAAGUGGCUACAUCAGACCGUACAGGACUCAAUGAUUAUGGAAGAAGAGAUCCAGAUGGAAAUCUAGAUAAGCAGCUAAGCUUUAAGUGCAACGUUUCAAAUACGCUGUCAAGCCUGGCAUUAAAGAAUACAAUUGUAGAGGCUUCUAUCCAAUUGCCUGCUUCCCUUUUCACCCAAAAACAAAAAAGAGAAAUCAGGCCAGCAGAUGAGUCUGUCUACAAGCUUCAGCUUAUCGCAUUUCGCAAUGGAAAGCUUUUUCCAGCCACAGGAAAUUCAACAAAUCUGGCUGAUGAUGGGAAGCGACGUACAGUUGUAACACCAGUUAUUCUCACCAAGAUAGAUGGUUUAAACCUAGCCAGUCACCACAUUCCUAUAAAUGUGACACUGCGGCGUAUUGCACAUGGAGCAGAUGCUGUUGCAGCUCAGUGGGACUUUGAUCUACUGAAUGGACAAGGGGGAUGGAAGUCUGAUGGAUGUCGCAUUCUUCUGUCUGAUGAAAAUAUUACUACCAUUCAGUGCUAUUCCCUCAGCAACUAUGCAGUUUUAAUGGACUUGACAGGAGCUGAAUUAUAUACCCAGCCAGCUGAUCUUCUGCAUCCAGUAAUUUAUGCCACUGCCAUGGUUUUGCUAAUGUGUCUGUUGAUGAUCAUAGUCAGCUAUAUAUAUCAUCACAGUGUGAUCAGGAUCAGUGUAAAAAGCUGGCAUAUGCUAGUUAACCUGAGCUUUCAUAUUUUCCUGACAUGCGUAAUGUUUAUUGGAGGCAUAACUCAGACCAGGAAUGUCAGCAUUUGCCAAGCAGUUGGGAUAAUUCUCCAUUAUUCCACUCUUGCCACAGUAUUGUGGCUGGGCGUGACCUCUCGUAAUAUUUACAAGCAGGUAACUAAAAAAGCAAAAAGAUGUCAAGAUCCUGAUGAGCCACCUCCUCCGCCCAGACCAAUGCUAAGGUUUUACCUGAUUGGUGGAGGAAUCCCUAUCAUAGUUUGUGGAAUAACAGCAGCAGCAAACAUCCGAAAUUAUGGCAGCAGACCUAAUGCCCCAUAUUGCUGGAUGACUUGGGAGCCUAGCUUAGGAGCAUUUUAUGGACCAGCUAGCUUUAUAAUUUUCAUAAACUGCAUGUAUUUUCUUAGCAUAUUCAUACAACUGAAACGACAUCCUGAGCGCAAAUAUGAACUUAAGGAACCAGUUGAGGAGCAGCAGCGUCUGGCGACCAAUGAACAUGGGGACCUGGCUCACCAAGAUUCAUUGUCGGUGUCACUAGUUUCCACAUCUGCUUUGGAGAAUGAGCACAGUUUUCAAGCCCAGCUCCUGGGAGUGGGCCUAACCUUGCUUUUGUAUGUUGCUCUGUGGAUCUUUGGAGCCCUGUCCGUUUCCCUGUAUUAUCCCAUGGACCUGAUUUUUAGCUGUUUUUUUGGGGCAACAUGCUUAAGCCUUAGUGCCUUUCUUAUGGUGCAUCAUUGUGUUAAUAGGGAAGAUGUCAGACACGCUUGGAUAACAACUUGCUGCCCUGGAAGGAGUACGUAUUCAGUGCAAGUAAAUGUUCAGCCCUCCAGUUCCAGCGGAACCAAUGGAGAGGCCCCUAAAUGUACCAACAGUAGUGCAGAAUCUUCUUGUACAAAUAAAAGUGCAUCAAGCCUAAAAAAUUCUUCUCAAGGUUGUAAACUAACUAAUAUACAAGCUGCAGCAGCUCAGUGCCACCCCACUUCUCUACCACUGAACACAGGUCCUCAACUUGAUAACAGUCUCACUGAGCAUUCAGUGGAUAAUGAUAUCAAAAUGCAUGUAGCGCCAUUAGAGGUGCAGUUUCGGACAAAUGGGCACCCAAGUCGGCAUCAUAAAAACAGAAGCAAAGGACAUCGUGCUAGCAGGCUUGCAGUAUUGAGGGAAUAUUCCUAUGAUGUUCCCACGAGUGUGGAAGGAAGUGUGCAAAAUGGCUUACCUAAAAGUCGGCAAAGCAACAGCGAAGGGCAUUCAAGGAGCCGAAGAGCCUAUUUAGCAUAUAGAGAACGUCAGUAUAACCAGUCCCAACAAGAUAGCAGUGAUGCUUGCAGUACACUUCCAAAAAGCGGCAGAAAUACUGAAAAAACACUAGCUACUAACAACAAAAAAGAUAUUCCGAGGAAACCAAUAGUGGUUGAACUUGAAAACCAGCAAAAAUCUUACGGCUUAAAUUUAGCCAUUCAGAAUGGACCACUUAAAAGCAGUGGACAGGAUGGACCCUUGCUCACUGCAGACAGUACUGGUAAUAUUAGAACUGGGUUAUGGAAACAUGAAACUACUGUGUAGCGUUAUAAUUAUGGGACAAAUCCAUAUGAACUGUGAUUACACAUUCCUUAAAGCUAUUAACACUUUUAAAGACUGUUUACAAACUCUAGGUACUUAAUGCAGGGAGGGUACAAAGAUACCUAUCAUUUAAAAGACUGUGUACAUUAUAUCUUUGCUGUUCUUACAGAAAUGAACUUCUGGUAUUUUGUGAAAUUUUUUUGAAGCAUCAGACUUUUUGAGUGAUGCAGAGCAUAACUUUGUACAUUUUUAUUUUUUACCUGUAACCCUGCAGAUGUGUCCACAACACAUUUCAAAUUUGUAUUUAAAUGUAUAAUAAAUAGUACUUUCUCCAGCA